AUGACGUCGCCUCCAAGUCAAACACCUUCGAAACGGCCACCACCUCUUCCUCCACGAGACUCCUCAACCAGUGACGCGCCUCCGCCAUACUCCAUCAUGGGCAUUUCUUCGCAAGACCCGCGCUCCUCUUCAACGCAAUCGCUCGUGCCAGAUCCUGCGCAAGGCGACACAGGGCGACGGCGCCUGAUGCUGGUAUUCAUCCAUGGCUUCAUGGGCAACGAAACAAGUUUCCGAAGCUUCCCAGCUCACGUGCAUAAUCUUGUCACUAUCACACUCGCAGAAUCUCAUGUGGUUCAUACAAAGAUAUAUCCCAGAUACAAGUCGAGAGACUCGCUCGAAAUCGCGAGAGACAAUUUCUCGAAAUGGCUAGCCCCGCACGAAGAUCAAUGGACUGACGUUAUUCUACUCGGUCAUUCCAUGGGUGGGUUACUCGCUGCAGACAUUGCGUUAGUUUUUCGACAUCGUAUCAUUGGAAUCGUGAAUUUCGAUGUUCCGUUCCUAGGCAUGCAUCCCGGGAUCAUCAAGGCCGGACUAGGGAGCAUCUUCAGUGCACCACCAAAGCCGCAAGACGCAAUCGUGCAAGAUGCGGACGUUGGGAAGAAGCCUAGCAGGAUGAGUACGAUUUUCAACCCCAAGCCAACAGACCCCAACUACAACCCGGCCUUCCCAAAUGAUGUUCACCUGGCGAACAGGAAAGGUUGGGAGAAUAGCCUACACUGGCUUACCAAGCACUACAAGGACGGCUUGAAGGAGGCUACGAAAGGCCUCGUCAAGUCUCAUUUCGAGUUUGGCAGCGCAAUGGCCGACUACAAAGAAUUGAAAGACAGAUACGCAAAAGUGCGCGCAUUAGAAGAAGAUGACGAAAGCAAGAGGAAAUCCGGUUAUCCUCAAGCCCACAUAGUACCUCGUGUACGCUUCGUCAAUUACUACACUGCAAGUACUGGGAGACCCAAGAAGCCGAAAUCUCCGAAAUCAUCCUCCCCAAAGUCGCCCUCUCCAUCGCGGUCUUCCAGUCAGCAACUACGGCAUCCUGAUAGCAAUAUGAGUGCUUCAAGUGAAGCUUCACAACCACCACAGUCACAACCAGAGUAUCAGGAGAGGUCUAGAAGUGCAUCAGUCACAUCAUCAGAACCAGAGAUGACUCAUGUGCAUCCCGAACCAAUCGCAGAUUAUCCUGAAUUAUCCAUUCAAGUCCAAGAGCAUCGAGAGGAUGGGGUUGUACCUGUCAAUCCUGAAGAGCCCCUUACAGCCACCAGUCCAGUAGGGUCUCGAGCCUGGGAGGAAUCAGCGCAUGACAGCGCAGGCCCACCAAACUUACCAGAAAUACCACCUAUUCCACAAGAGCCACCAUUCGUGGAUUUGAUGCAAUUCUCUGACAAGGCCCAGCGCAAAGCUGCAGAGAAGGAGCACGAUCAGGCACUGAAGGUGUACCAGAAGGCUGUCAAGGCGCGUAAUAAAACGAUUAAUGAGCGGACCAAGAUGGAGGAGAAAUGGGCAAAGGAAAGAGCCAAGGAGAGCAAGGAACGGGAGAAGGAAGAGAAAAAGAGACAAGAUGAGCAGGAAAAGGCAAGGAAAGAGAAGGAGAAAGAAGACCGGAAGAAGGAAGAGGAGGCAAAUAACAUGACAAGGGAAGAUAGGCAAAGGCAGAAGGAAAGGGAACAGAGACAGGCAGAAGCUGAUCAGAGGGAGGAAGAAGCGCGACAGAGGCAAAGAGAUGCAGACUUGCGCGAUGGAAAGAUACCCGCAGAAGACACAGCUAGACAUACACCAGCACCAACAUCUGCGACGACCGAGUUGGAAGAAGAUAUUGGUGCUAUGGAACUUGGAGAUCAUGAACCGGCCCAACAAGGCCAUCAGGGUCCGUAUGGUCGCUACGAAUUUUCCCGUAGCGGGAUCAUGAGCCAGGAAUCGCCAGACGACCGUGCGGAUUCAUCAUAUACCCUUUCCACAAUGGACAGCCAAAACAGCCAUCGACAGAAGACUGGCUUGGAAGAAAGCGCGCCCGCCAAACAAAAAAAGCUCAAGAAGUUCUGCAUGCUACCACCCAAAGACGCGGAUGGAAAUAAAGACCCUACCUGGAUACGAGUGUUCAUGGAGAACAUGGACGAGGUGACAGCGCACACCUCACUUUUCUUCAUCAACGAGACAUAUGAAAAGCUUGUUGGAGAUGUCGGUGCAAGGAUCGAGGAAUGGGUCAGAGAAGCGGAUAGUGUGCGACUAGUGCGCGAGAUGAGCGAGAUGGAAGACAUGAAGUAA
Messenger RNA from Alternaria atra, 2256 nucleotides. RefSeq lists its product as uncharacterized. NCBI's taxonomy places the organism in Eukaryota, Fungi, Ascomycota, Dothideomycetes, Pleosporales, Pleosporaceae. The record is from RefSeq and is a predicted model, not a curated record. Bases 1 to 2256 code for a protein of 751 amino acids. The transcript has 2 exons.